Felis catus (domestic cat) is the source of this 1169-nucleotide messenger RNA. RefSeq names its product cyclin dependent kinase 5 (gene CDK5). The record is from RefSeq and is a predicted model, not a curated record. The coding region runs from base 99 to 977 and encodes 292 amino acids. Gene Ontology annotation, cellular component: cytoplasm; nucleus. The transcript has 12 exons. NCBI's taxonomy places the organism in Eukaryota, Metazoa, Chordata, Mammalia, Carnivora, Felidae. Gene Ontology annotation, molecular function: ATP binding; cyclin-dependent protein serine/threonine kinase activity. Gene Ontology annotation, biological process: synaptic vesicle transport; neuron apoptotic process; protein phosphorylation.
GGCGGGGCAGGGCCGGAGGCUGGGGUGCCGCCUCCUCUGCAACGCCGGGGCCGGAGUCUUAGAACCCAGGGCCCGUAGGGGUCCCCGCGGCUGCCGCGAUGCAGAAAUACGAGAAACUCGAGAAGAUUGGGGAAGGCACCUAUGGAACAGUAUUCAAGGCCAAAAACCGAGAGACCCAUGAGAUUGUGGCUCUGAAACGGGUGAGGCUGGAUGACGAUGAUGAGGGAGUGCCGAGCUCAGCCCUUCGGGAAAUCUGCCUACUCAAAGAGCUGAAGCACAAGAACAUCGUCAGGCUUCAUGACGUCCUGCAUAGCGACAAGAAGCUGACUUUGGUUUUUGAGUUCUGUGACCAGGACCUUAAGAAGUAUUUCGACAGCUGCAAUGGUGACCUAGAUCCUGAAAUUGUAAAGUCCUUCCUCUUCCAGCUGCUGAAAGGCCUGGGAUUCUGUCACAGCCGCAAUGUACUGCACAGGGACCUGAAGCCCCAGAACCUGCUGAUAAACAGGAACGGGGAGCUGAAAUUGGCCGAUUUUGGCUUGGCUCGAGCCUUUGGGAUCCCAGUUCGCUGUUACUCAGCUGAGGUGGUCACGCUGUGGUACCGCCCACCGGAUGUCCUCUUUGGGGCCAAGCUGUACUCCACAUCCAUCGACAUGUGGUCGGCCGGCUGCAUCUUUGCAGAGCUGGCCAACGCGGGGCGGCCUCUUUUCCCGGGCAAUGACGUAGACGACCAGUUGAAGAGAAUCUUCCGGCUUCUGGGGACACCAACCGAGGAGCAGUGGCCUGCCAUGACCAAGCUGCCAGACUAUAAGCCCUACCCGAUGUACCCGGCCACAACGUCCCUGGUGAAUGUCGUACCCAAGCUCAAUGCCACAGGGAGGGACCUUCUACAGAACCUCCUGAAAUGUAACCCCGUCCAGCGCAUCUCGGCAGAGGAAGCCCUGCAACACCCCUACUUCUCCGACUUCUGCCCCCCGUAGGCUCCAGGACCUUGGCCGGGCUGGGGCCUGGCCUAUUUAAGCCCCCUCCUGGGAGGGGAGGAAAAGCCGGGGGUGCACGGGGUGCUGAGCUCCAGCUGUGCUGGGCCCGGCCGGGGUGGGGGUGCCCCGGCCCGUGUUCUUCACUCCCUCCGUGGACUUUAUUUAAUUUCAUAAAUUGGCUCCUUUCCCACA